CGACGUCACAGCGGAGAAUUCGAUCAACUCAGAAGAGGAGGAGUCAACUGCGAUGGAGAUGCAGCAGCCGCAGAUGGACUUGCAAGCUUUGCCGGAAGGUUGCAUAGCCAACGUGAUCUCGUUGACCAGUCCUGCAGAUGCAUGCAGGCUCCCUUUGCUUUCCAAGAUUAUCAAAUCGGCCGCUGAAUCCGACGCCGUUUGGAACAAGUUCAUACCGCCUGAGACACACACGAUCCUUUCCCGCUCCAAUUCCCUCUCCUCUUCCCCUCUCAAAUCCAAGAAGGAGCUCUACAUGUCUCUCUGCGACAACCCCGUCCUCAUCGACGAGGGCAAUAUGAGCUUUUCACUGGACAAAUGGAGUGGGAAGAAGUGCUAUAUGAUAGCUGCAAAGCACCUUCGGAUUGCUUGGGGUGAUACUCCUCAAUAUUGGAAAUGGAAAUCUCUCCCCGAGUCCAGGUUUAAGGAGGCAGCUGAGCUUCGUUUUGUAUGUUGGCUUGAAAUCCGUGGGAGAAUUGAAACGCGCAUGCUGUCCCCAUCCACGACAUAUAAAGCUUAUCUGGUGUACAAGUUAACCGAACACACUUAUGGACUAGACUGGCCUGCCGUGGUCACAGUUGGUGCAAGACCUUAUGGAUUUGAUUACGAAUGCCCUGGUUUGUUGGAAAUAACUGCAGGCAUUAAGCAGACUGCGAUUCUGGUGCCCCAAAGAAAAAUGGAAAGACAGCUUGCAAGAAAUCAUGACAUCAAUGAAGUUAAAUUUCCGAAUGAAAACAGGGCGGAUGGGUGGCUGGAGAUGGAGCUGGGUGAGUUUCACUGUCAAGGAGACGAAGACUGCGAGUUGGAAAUGACUUAUUGUGAGACUAGUAUGGGUAGGAGUGGUCUCCUUGUUGAAGGGAUUGAGGUCAGACCAAAAAGGAACUAGCUAGCUAAGGUGGUUAUAGUUAUACGUUAUCGAUCAGGAUCAUGGUGAUUUACUCGCUCUGUUCAAACAGCUACCUUCAGUGGUGUAACCGAAUUUCAUAGACAUAUAUAAUUCAUAAGAGUUUGAUUUCGUUGGUUG
Fragaria vesca subsp. vesca is the source of this 1060-nucleotide messenger RNA. Its product is annotated as F-box protein At2g02240-like. The record is from RefSeq and is a predicted model, not a curated record. Gene Ontology annotation, molecular function: protein binding. The transcript has 3 exons. Lineage: Eukaryota; Viridiplantae; Streptophyta; Magnoliopsida; Rosales; Rosaceae. The coding region runs from base 53 to 922 and encodes 289 amino acids.